Messenger RNA from Daphnia carinata, 843 nucleotides. RefSeq lists its product as uncharacterized. The transcript has 5 exons. NCBI's taxonomy places the organism in Eukaryota, Metazoa, Arthropoda, Branchiopoda, Diplostraca, Daphniidae. The coding region runs from base 47 to 769 and encodes 240 amino acids. The record is from RefSeq and is a predicted model, not a curated record.
CGUUUUGGCUCUUAAUAAUUGGAGCUCGGCACAGUGCGUAGCAACAAUGUGUUCCAGGUGGUGUUACCUCCUCGUCGUAUUAUGCGAUGCAGCAAGAUUGUUAAUGGCGAACGAACCGUGUUUGGGUGGUCGAUCGCUGCGAGGAUUGACUGAAUUAUCAGAGCAUGAUCAUACCUCUACAACCACCGUCUCUUGUUGCGACGAAAACGUCUGUCAUGGCGGACUGGCCCUGAAAAAUGAAGACAGGGCAUCGUUUAUUAACAACAACCCCUUUGGCUACUCCAAGCUCAAACACCAAUACGCCCAACUUGUUCAAUCGAAUCAUGGCCACGAUGCAGCCCAACGCCAUAAAAGAUCUAUUAAUGGCGGUCGUUGUGUCGAAAAUAAAAUGGCCUGUCUGCCGAUGGAAGUUCGAUGCUGCUCGGCCAACAUGUCCGUCUUUUUCCCCAUUUCGGCUCUUUCAGCCUUGACGGGAGAACGGGUGCACGUGAUUCAAGCCCCUCCGUUAGUUCUUCAGCCUGUUGUUUUCGGACGAUGUGAAGCAGAACACAGCUCCAUUUUAGAUGCUGAAUGUCAGCAGGAUGUCGUACCGGAAAUGAUGCAUGUCGGUCGAAUAAACUCCGAUUCGAACGAGUUGGAAUUAUCUCGAGAACCGGUCAUGGUGGAGAGCGGCUGCUCGUGUCGGCUCAAUCGCGAGCCUCUUGACAUUAUCGAUGGUACCGACAUUGACGAAACAAUGGCUUCAUUCUUGGAUCUUUGGACCGACUAAAAGUUUUGAACUUUCACGUUGUAAUUCGUUACUUUUUAUUUGGGAGUAAUAUACUGCACGCGUUAUGUUCCAAA